AUGUUUGGCGUGCAGGGACCGGGGCCAAGGGCUUGCUUGAUCAGACAGAGCGAUACACGCGUGAUAGCGGUAGUCUUCACCAUUGAUGAAGUGCAGCCCUACACGCCGCGCAAAGCAGACUCCAAUGACUUUCACUGGGAGAUCUCCGCAGACGGGGGAGUCCCUGAGCAGUUCCACGCACACAUGGGGGUGACAUGCCGAGGGGGUGUGUGGGUGAGGAAAAGGGGAAGAGGCUUGUUUGUUCACCACAGAGGCCACGUCUAG
This is a messenger RNA of Knipowitschia caucasica, 264 nucleotides long. The record is from the annotation of a GenBank genome assembly. Lineage: Eukaryota; Metazoa; Chordata; Actinopteri; Gobiiformes; Gobiidae.